Molecule: messenger RNA, 2232 nt
Organism: Prunus armeniaca (apricot)
Lineage: Eukaryota; Viridiplantae; Streptophyta; Magnoliopsida; Rosales; Rosaceae
Source: the annotation of a GenBank genome assembly
AUGGGUACUUCUGACUUGCACCAUGUACUAAGAAGCCUCUGUUUCAAUACGGAGUGGAACUACGCCAUUUUUUGGAAACUCAAGUAUCGAGCUCGAAUGGUAUUGACUUGGGAGGAUGCUUACUAUGACAACUGUGAGCAACAUGAUUCUUCUGAGAAUAGGUGCUUCAAUAAGACACUAGAUAGAUUGCACGACAGCCAUUACUCACACGACCCCCUUGGGCUUGCUGUGGCAAAAAUGUCGUAUCAUGUAUAUACUCUGGGAGAAGGGAUUGUUGGACAAGUGGCGGUUACCAGGAAGCAUCAGUGGAUUUUUGCUGAUAAUCUAUUUAAGAAUAACUGUUCACCAUUCCAGUACUGUGAUGGGUGGCAAAGUCAAUUUUCAGCUGGCAUAAGGACCAUUGUCGUUGUGGCUGUUCCACAUGGAGUUGUACAGCUUGGUUCUUUAAAUAAAGUCAUUGAAAAUGUGAAGCUGGUAUCUGAAAUAAGAGAUGUUUUUAGUACACUUCAAGAUUCCCCAGUAGAGCAAAUCCGUAAUCCAUUGCAAUCUGGCAUAAACAGUUCAGCAUGCUUGACAAGUAUAUCUCCUAAAGGUUUGGCUUCAGGGGUUAUUACUGAUUGCCUACAUAAUUUAGAUAAAGCCGCAAACAGAGAAGAAUGCCCAGAUGUUUGGUCGUCCGUUUUCCCACAUAUUGGGAAAGACAGUGAUAGUUCUUACGUUUUUCCACUGCCUGAAAAUUGUCUGAAAAAGGCAGUUGAACUGGUCAAUAAGCAUGGAGGACUUGAGUCAUCUAACUUAGGGUGUCUUGAGAGUGCCAAACUACAUCAGUCAAAAUCAAGUAUCUUAAAUUCAGAGCAUAGCAAACUAGUAGGUGUGGAAUUACUUGAUAGGACGAAGUCUAAAGGGGAGAGUAGUGGCUGCAAAGAUACUAGGAUGACUUCAAUGAUCUAUGCCAAUCCAUUAUCACAUGGUUCUGUUCAAGAAAAUGUUAAUUUAUGUGAUUCUGCAGACUUAUCUGCAACAUUUCUCAACUCUGCUGCACAUGGCAGGGUUAAUGUAGACAGGGUAGAUUUUUACCAAAAUGAGGUGUUGCAAGUAAGUGAACCCUCAGAUGUUAAGUUUCAGAAGGACCUGGAAAACUUGGACUUUCAAACUGAAUCAGGUCACUUGGACACAUCUAGUACAUCUAUGGCAUUCCCUGCUGGCUGUGAGCUGCAUGAAGCACUUGGGCCAGCUUUUCUGAAUAAGGGUAACUAUUUUGAUUGGGAAGCAGAGAAGAAUGGAGAUGGAAUUACCAUUGAGAUGCCUGAGGGGAUGAAAACUGGCCAGUUGACAUCUGAUUCUUGCCAAGAGCAUCUUCUUGAAGCAGUGGUGGCCAAUGUUUGCCACAGUGGCAAUGAUGUUAAAAGUGAAAAAUCAUUCUGUAAAUCAAUGCAGUCUCUGUUGACAACUGAAAAGUAUCCAGAGCCUUCUAGUCAUACUACACAUACAAUUGAUUCAGAAAAUUAUUCCAUUGAUCAGCCCUCUCUUAUAGCAGAGGAAACACAACAAUGCUUGAGCUCAUCAGGGGUAUGUGGGGUGAUAUCCCCCAAAUGGUUUUCCUCGCCUUGUCCUAGUGCUUGUAGUGAGCAGCUGGAGAGGUCUUCUGGACCAUCUAAAAACAACAAGAAGAGGGCUAGACCUGGUGAGAAUUCUAGGCCUAGGCCAAGGGACAGGCAAUUGAUCCAAGAUCGUAUCAAGGAGCUGCGGGAGCUAAUACCUAAUGGAGCAAAGUGUAGUAUUGAUUCACUGCUGGAGCGUACAAUCAAGCACAUGCUCUUUCUACAAAGCAUCACUAAGCAUGCAGACAAACUUAAUAAGUGUGCUGAUGCAAAGUUGUGUCACAAGGAAGCAAGCAUGUUGGGAUCCUCUAAUUAUGAACGGGGAUCAAGCUGGGCAGUGGAGGUGGGAGGCAAUCUGAAAGUUUGUUCAAUAAUGGUAGAAAACCUCAACAAGAAUGGGCAGAUGGUUGUAGAGAUGAUGUGCGAAGAAUGCAGUCAUUUUCUUGAGAUAGCAGAAGCUAUCAGAAGCUUGGGUCUGACAAUCUUAAAAGGUGUAACAGAAGCCCGUAGUGACAAGACAUGGAUAUGUUUUGUGGUUGAGGGGCAGAACAACAGAAGCAUACACAGAAUGGAUAUCUUGUGGUCCCUUGUUCAAAUAUUGCAGCCCAAGAACCCCAUGCAACAGCUAUAG